AUGAUGCAGGCUGAUAGAGAAUUCAAGAUCUUACACUUAAUUCUGACUUCUCAGUUUAAUUGUUUGACUGAAUGUCAGGUUCUACUGAAGAUAAAAUGUGAUUGCAAUCUUGCAAUUUCCACAACAAAUAGACAGGCUGUCUGUGUCUUUGAAACUGUAAGACUAGAAAUAACAAAUAAAGUUGUCUUCUCCAAAACAUAUAGUACUCUAUAUGUCUCAAGUAUCUUGGAUCUUGCAUGUUUGCUUGAGAUUUAUAUGCUGGUUUCUGCAGUAGUUAAGUUUCAAGUUGCAGAAACAAUAGUGAACCUCUCUGAAAUUCAAGCAUUCACUCUCAUUCAUUCUCAACAGCAAUUCAAUAGCCAAAAUGUUGGAGAUACAGAGCAUGUCAGUAUCAAAAAGAACAGCUUACAUCUUCUUAUGGGCUCAAUUGCACAACAUGCUAAAGACUCAAGAGAUAUUAUUCAGUUUGAAUACAAGUACCUGAACUGA
Messenger RNA from Coccidioides immitis RS, 489 nucleotides. RefSeq lists its product as uncharacterized. The transcript has 2 exons. The coding region runs from base 1 to 489 and encodes 162 amino acids. Lineage: Eukaryota; Fungi; Ascomycota; Eurotiomycetes; Onygenales; Onygenaceae. The record is from RefSeq and is a predicted model, not a curated record.